UCCUUCCUUUCAAAAACAAAACGGGUCCGAUUCCUUUAAAAAAGCGGGGUCCGAUUUUGUGAUGACCGACCUGGAAGCGUAUAUGUGAUCCCCAAAAUUGUUAUCAUCAAACCCUAAAAUAGACGUGAGUUUUGGCUGCGGGUAUCACAGAGGAGCAGAGCAGAGAGCGGGCGGGAAUCAUGACAGGAAAGGCGAAGCCGAAGAAGCACACGGCGAAGGAGAUAGCGGCGAAGGCGGACGCGGCUCUGACCAAUCGCGGCGGUGGAUUGGCUGGGCUGGCAGACCGGACGGGUAAGACCAAGGGUGGGCACGCGAAGUUUGAGUGCCCGCUCUGCCGGAUCACCGCCCCGAGCCUCGCAAACAUGAAGACCCACCACGAAUCCAGGCACCCUAAGAUUGAGUACGAUGAAUCAAAGAUCGUUGACCUCCAUGCCGUUUUAGCCGCCGAAGCAUCCAGCAAGCCUAAACCCGGCGUCCGCGGCAGUCUUAAGAAGUGAUCUGGUUCGAUUAUUGAUAUUAAAAGCUUCAAUCUGUGUGAUUUACUCUUUUUGGUACUCCGUAUAUAUUAUUGCUGCUAGAAUUUCGCUAAUCAAGUCUUGUGUUAGUGUCUGUUGUCCGGAAGCUCUUGUUUUUGAAUAAUAGUCAUCGUGAUUCAUGAACUUGAGACAUACUGCUUACUACUGAUUCUCUGCGUUAGUCUUUGUUGUGAUGAUCUAGUUUCUUAGUCCCUAGAUUAAGAAAUAACCAUUUAUAUUGCGAUUUUUAAGAUAAGGGUUUUAGCAUACUCGGGUCCAGAUUGGGAACUCGAACUGAAUCAGAUCGAUAGGUGUAGAUCAGUCUAGGCUAGGCCGGUGCUGUGCUGGUUACAUACCAGAUCAGUUUUCUGUUCAAAUUUUUUAUGGAUUUUGAUUACAGUCUGGUCUGGUCUGUCCAGCCUAUGUUCCUGAUCAAUAUAGGAUUCUAAUUCAUGGUAGUUCAUAAGAUCCAUCCAUUUAGCAGCAUUGAUUCUGAUCAUAGUCUUUGAUUCUAUUAAUUUGGUGAUUUAGGUGAUUUUGAUUGUAGUCCAACUGAUUCGGUCCAGUCUGGGACCAGGGCUAUAAUAAAUAUGAUGUAAGAGUGUAAGACCCUAGUACUCUUACAUGUUAAAUUUCUUGACUUCAUACUUUAAUCCUUCAAAACAGUUAGCCCUUCAAUUAUCACACUUGAACACUUGACUGGGACUACAAAAGCAACUUUAUCAAAGACAUGGAAUAUAGUAUAGGUAUGAAUUUACUGUCAACGACAAACCUUCUAUUAAUUUUACAAAUUAAUACACUAGGACUAAUACAACACACUCUUCCACACACUCUUUCACAUAGGACUAAUACACUAUGUGAGUAUGACUAAUACAAUACACUAGGAUUAAUACAACACCUACAAAUACUUGUCCCUCUUUUCAUUUUGGGAUGUUUUCUACAAAUAGCUGUUUCCCUUACCAUUUUUAGAAAGUUUUAUCAAUAAAGAUACCUAUAUACCCUCAUUAUCUUUC
This is a messenger RNA of Cuscuta epithymum, 1528 nucleotides long. Lineage: Eukaryota; Viridiplantae; Streptophyta; Magnoliopsida; Solanales; Convolvulaceae. The record is from the annotation of a GenBank genome assembly.